Messenger RNA from Passer montanus (Eurasian tree sparrow), 3637 nucleotides. RefSeq names its product ras/Rap GTPase-activating protein SynGAP-like. The transcript is spliced from 16 exons. Bases 34 to 3513 code for a protein of 1159 amino acids. NCBI's taxonomy places the organism in Eukaryota, Metazoa, Chordata, Aves, Passeriformes, Passeridae. The record is from RefSeq and is a predicted model, not a curated record. Gene Ontology annotation, biological process: regulation of GTPase activity.
CCCGCAAUUCCCGCCCCGCGCAGGGCCCGGCUGAUGCAGAGCUUUAAGGAGUCGCACUCGCACGAGUCGCUGCUGAGCCCCUCGAGCGCGGCCGAGGCGCUGGAGCUCAACCUGGACGAGGAUUCCAUCAUCAAGGCCGUGCACAGCAGCAUCCUGGGCCAGGAGUUCUGCUUCGAGGUGACCACGGCGUCGGGCACCAAGUGCUUCGCCUGCCGGUCGGCGGCCGAGAGGGACAAAUGGAUCGAGAACCUGCAGCGCGCCGUCAAGCCCAACAAGGACAACAGCCGCCGCGUGGACAACGUGCUGAAGCUGUGGGUGAUCGAGGCGCGCGACCUGCCGCCCAAGAAGCGCUACUACUGCGAGCUGUGCCUGGACGACAUGCUGUACGCGCGCACCACCAGCAAGGCCCGCACCGACAACGUCUUCUGGGGCGAGCACUUCGAGUUCAACAACCUGCCGGCCGUGCGCACCAUCCGCCUGCACCUCUACAAGGACACCGACAAGAAGAGGAAGAAGGACAAGAGCAACUACGUGGGCAUGGUGAGCAUCCCCAUCGCCAGCGUCACCGGGCGGCACUUCGCCGAGCAGUGGUACCCCCUGAGCCAGCCCAGCGGCAGCAAGAGCAAGGCCGGGUGCCCGGCGCUGCGGGUCAAGAGCCGCUUCCAGACCAUGAGCAUCCUGCCCAUGGAGCUCUACAAGGAGUUCGCCGAGUACGUCACCAACAACUACCGCAUGCUCUGCGCCGUGCUGGAGCCCGUGCUCAGCGUCAAGAGCAAGGAGGAGGUGGCCUGCGACCUGGUGGCAGACAACAGCCGCCGCGUGGACAACGUGCUGAAGCUGUGGGUGAUCGAGGCGCGCGACCUGCCGCCCAAGAAGCGCUACUACUGCGAGCUGUGCCUGGACGACAUGCUGUACGCGCGCACCACCAGCAAGGCCCGCACCGACAACGUCUUCUGGGGCGAGCACUUCGAGUUCAACAACCUGCCGGCCGUGCGCACCAUCCGCCUGCACCUCUACAAGGACACCGACAAGAAGAGGAAGAAGGACAAGAGCAACUACGUGGGCAUGGUGAGCAUCCCCAUCGCCAGCGUCACCGGGCGGCACUUCGCCGAGCAGUGGUACCCCCUGAGCCAGCCCAGCGGCAGCAAGAGCAAGGCCGGGUGCCCGGCGCUGCGGGUCAAGAGCCGCUUCCAGACCAUGAGCAUCCUGCCCAUGGAGCUCUACAAGGAGUUCGCCGAGUACGUCACCAACAACUACCGCAUGCUCUGCGCCGUGCUGGAGCCCGUGCUCAGCGUCAAGAGCAAGGAGGAGGUGGCCUGCGCGCUGGUGCACAUCCUGCAGAGCACCGGCAAGGCCAAGGACUUCCUGUCGGACAUGGCCAUGACGGAGGUGGAUCGUUUCAUGGACCGGGAGCAUCUGAUCUUCCGGGAGAACACCUUGGCCACCAAAGCCAUCGAGGAGUAUCUGAAGCUCAUCGGCCAGAAAUACCUCAAGGACGCCAUUGGCGAGUUCAUCCGUGCGCUCUACGAGUCGGAGGAGAACUGCGAGGUGGACCCCAUGAAGUGCUCGGCCUCCACCCUGGCCGACCACCAGGCCAACCUGCGCAUGUGCUGCGAGCUGGCGCUCUGCAAGGUGGUCAACUCCCACUGCGUGUUCCCGCGGGAGCUGAAGGAGGUGUUCGCCUCGUGGCGGCUGCGCUGCGCCGAGCGCGGGCGCGAGGACAUCGCCGACCGCCUGAUCAGCGCCUCGCUCUUCCUGCGCUUCCUGUGCCCCGCCGUGAUGUCCCCCAGCCUCUUCGGCCUCAUGCAGGAGUACCCCGACGAGCAGACGGCGCGGACGCUGACCCUCAUCGCCAAGGUCAUCCAGAACUUGGCCAACUUCACCAAGUUCGGGAGCAAGGAGGAGUACAUGGCGUUCAUGAACGAGUUCCUGGAGCUGGAGUGGGCCAGCAUGCAGCAGUUCCUGUACGAGAUCUCCAACCUGGACACGCUGACCAACAGCACCAGCUUCGAGGGCUACAUCGACCUGGGCCGCGAGCUGUCCACGCUGCACGCGCUGCUCUGGGAGGUCAUGAGCCAGCUCAGCAAGGAGGCGCUGCUGAAGCUGGGCCCGCUGCCGCGGCUGCUGACGGACAUCAGCGUGGCGCUGCGCAACCCUCACCUGCAGCGCCAGCCCAGCCAGGGCGAGCGGCUGCCGCCCAAGGGGCUGGUGCUGCGCGGGCCCUCGGCCGACCUGCAGCCCUACCUCGUGCGCGACCUCAACAGCUCCGUGGAUCUCCAGUCCUACAUGGUCCGGGGGCUCAACAGCUCCAUGGACGUGCCGCGCCUGCCGUCGCCGCCGCAGGAGAAGGGUCCCCCCGAGGUGCUGGUGCUGAGCCGCCCGCCGCUCGCCCGCUCCUCGCCCGCCUACUGCACCAGCAGCUCGGACCUGACCGAGCCCGAGGGCGGCCGCGGCGGCGCGCUGGGCGUCGGCAAGAGCGUCUCCAUGCUGGACCUGCAGGACGGACGCGUGGACAGCAUCCCCAGCCUGCCGGCCGAGCUGCUGGCCGGGGGCGCGGCGCCGGGCGGCGCGGGCCAGGGCGGGCUGCGCGGCGGGAGGGGCGAGGGGGGCGGCGGCGAGGGGGGGCACUUCGGGGGCGUCGCCCCGCCGCCGCUGCACGGCUACAGCAAGAGCGAGGAGCUGGCGACCCCUCCCCAAAAACACAUCACGCACAGCCACAGCUACAGCGACGAGUUCGGGCGGCCGGGCGGCGACUUCGGGCGCAGGCAGCUGUCGCUCCAGGACACGCUGGCCCCCCCCCAGAUCACCAUCGGGGGCCCCCCGCCGCCCACCCCGCGGGGGUCGCGGGCGGGGAAGGGGGGCGGGGGUCCCUCGGCGCUGGGGGUGCCCCAGAAGCCGCGCCCGGCCAGCGGGAACCUGCUGGCCUCGCCCGAGCCCGCCUACGGCCCGGCCCGCUCCCGCCAGCCCUCGCUGGCCAAGGAGGCCUCGGUGGCCAGCAUGAAACCGCCCAUCACCAAGCAGGCGUCGCAGACGCCGUCCACGCUGAACCCGGUGCUGCCGGCGUCGGAGCGCACGGUGGCCUGGGUGUCCAACAUGCCGCACCUGUCGGCCGACAUCGAGAGCGCGCACAUCGAGCGCGAGGAGUACAAGCUCAAGGAGUACUCCAAGUCCAUGGACGAGAGCCGGCUGGACCGGGUGAAGGAGUACGAGGAGGAGAUCCACUCGCUGAAGGAGCGGCUGCACAUGUCCAACCGCAAGCUGGAGGAGUACGAGCGGCGCCUGGUGACGCAGGAGGAGCAGACCAGCCGCAUCCUCCUGCAGUACCAGCAGCGCCUGGAGCUCAGCGAGAAGCGGCUCCGGCAGCAGCAGCAGGAGAAGGACUCGCAGAUCAAGAGCAUCAUCGGCAGGCUGAUGCUGGUGGAGCAGGAGCUGCGCAGGGAUCACUUGGGCGCCCACGACCCGUCCGAGGGCCGGCGGCGGCUGCUCGACGCUCAGGUGCUGUCCGUCAGGUAGCGCGGCCCGGCCCCGCCAGUGGCACCGGACCCUCGGCCACCGGUGACACCCCAGGUGGGUCCUUGUCCCCUCCCUGCCACCCCCCGGGCCGCACAGGGGGACCCUUGGGGACACGGAUCCCAGA